GUUGGCAGUGGGCACAGCUGCUCUCGCCGCUUUUCUCUUCUUGCCAAUGUUUUCCGCUUAUGAUAAGGCCUAACAUCAAGCCGCUGCCAAGGACUAGGUAUCAGUUUGACAACCCUUCAAAGUUGCAUUAGUAGCAGCUUUCUGAAGGCCUUUUCUCUUCCUUCAACUUCCAGUUCGACGAAUCUUAGGCGCUGCGGCCAGUUUGUCAUCCACGAGGCGCACCAUGGGGGUCCCUAGCACGUCCUUCGGGCGCACGCCGCAGCUCCUGUUCCUUGUCUGUUUUUGGACAGCAGGGGGAGUGUUGAGCCAGCAACUUGUAUCCGCCCCUCCAACUAUGACCCACGACUUUAACACUUAUUAUCUCAGCCGCCUGGGAAGGGACAUCAAGUACUACUCCUUGCUGACAGGACGCAACGUGUUUGACACAAAUGCGUACAACCUCGUCAAUGGGCUGCCCGAUGACAUCAGUCCUAUUGCCGCCGCUGCGCUGACAUCACCCAUAAGGGGUGCCUAUGUCAGCAACGGCCUGGGAGGCAGAGUGGCCGUGGAUGUCUAUUACAAGCUGUUGCGUUGCGUGUCGGACGAGUCGAACUGUGUGAGCUUGGAGCGGGUAAUGAUUGGCAACUCGCGAGUCCGGGACUCGGAGCCUAGGGGAGUGCUGGUUACGGCAAAGGAGGGGAUUGGCAACACGGGUUGGCUCAUCAAUGCAAACCAGUCGGCUGCCAACGCACUUUUGAACUUGAUCAAGCGGACGUUGUUGAGCGUCGUUCCCUUCACCCUGCGGUUGUCUUUUCCUACUGGUGUGGAGUGCCCGUUUCUAUCAUUCGAGGAGGCGCUCACAGCAGCGGCAUAUUGGGGAGCAGCCAUCGCAACAUCUCCAGUCUUAUCCUUCUCUGAGCCAAUCAUUCCCAAGACUAUCGUCAACCUGACUCAAUCAAAUAAUACUAGGUGUCUCCCGAACGCAUUUGCCGAGUAUGGGUCAUUUGCCUCUGGGCAGACGAAUGACAUCAAGGAUGCCAGCAAAGCCCACACGACUCUUCUUGACCAGCUGCUGGUUUUUAAUUCGUCGGCGGCGUGCUUGGCAACAAUCUCGAGUUUUACCGUCACUAAACGAGAUCUUGGAGAGGACGCCUGCUCGCAGCUGUACUUUGGUGAUGCGUCUCAACGGAACGAGGCGGCGGUUACGGCGUUAUGGCUUGACCCAACAGAGUUGGUCACCGAGGCAAACUUGACCAAGCUAUCCAGUAUCUGCUAUAGAGAUUACCACCUUGAUGUUGAAACCAUCUUACAGCAGAUCCCCUUCGACUUCGAUGCUGACCGCCUCUUCCUCGUAUCCUCUACGGACGUGAAGAUCCAUCUAGAUGCAGUUGCCGCCAGUGCGGCUUCCGUUGUCGCGCUCGAGAUCGCGCUCGCGUCUUCUGGCAUCGUCGUCUCGCACUUUAUCGCCCGCUCUAGUUUCUAUCGCCGGCAGCGCGUCUCAAGCGGUUUUGCGCGCGUGGCUGCGUGCACCAUCACAGCUCUUGCGGUCACCACUUUCAACGUCCCCAACUUUGGGCUCGUCUACAAGUCGCUCGUUAACCACAACGCAGAGCGCAUGUUCACGACUGUAAGCACGCGUCAAUACCAGGCCGGCAACUACUCUGGCACUCUGCUCGCGGAGACGCACGCCUUCGUGGCCGUCCGUGGCUCCGCCGCCACCGCAAUCAUUGGGCUCCUCCUCUACGCGCUCACUCUUGUAUUCUCGCUGUACGUUACCUGGGAGGAGUUCUCCAAGAUUAUCAGCCGCAAGAACGAGGCCGCCCGCUACCUCGGCCAUGAGGCACUGAUUGCCAACGAAGACCUCCUCGUUGAGUGGCGCGGAACCGACGGCAAUUUGAUCAAUAUGCUCCAUCCGACUGCGGUCGAGGAAGCGGGAUGGGCCGCCGAAUUAGAGCUCAAGCGCCGCGCCGUGGCACGCAAGCAGCUCGAGAGCGGGGGUUCUGAUACGGGCGGAUCGAUCGACCGGGGUUCCGAAGAGUUGCUGUCCCUUAGAGCAGCUGCGUACCGCUAUCAGGGCCUGGAUUCGCUCAAGGAGAUGUACCGGAGUGGACCUCCUCCGGUUUAAGCGGCGCUCACCGUGGCACGUACUGGGUCUUUGGAUCCGAGACGUCAGAACGAUUGUGUAUUUGCGAAAGAUGAAGGAGGCGGGUGCUGCCAAAUUAACCUUUUAAAGGAGCGCGGCACUACUCACUUGUCAGUCAGGCAUCCUUUUGACGAACGCCAACUUUUGGCCUUCCCCUCAAGAGUAAUAUUUUUGAUGGAUGUAUAUUCUAGUAGGAAAACUAGGUGCACAGCAACAUAAGUUUUCUUUUAUGUGCUUCUCGAAGUUAAGCACUAGGCUUGAGGGGUACGUGUGGCAUGUAUUGGUAAUUAGGUACAAGUCCAGAUGAUAGAGGAGUAUUUAAGCACGUACAACGUUGAGCGUGACUUGCAUCAAGUCGUUCCCUGCUGAUUGCUUUCUAUUGCUGCUGCUUCGUGUAGAUGAUCUGGAACAGACUUAAAAUGAGGGUGAAAAACGGGGCGAUCGAGGUCUAGCGGCAGGCUACUUCGGGUAAUAGAGGAUAGAGAAGCUUCUUUGAUGAAGAAACACUGAAAUCUACCUAGUAGCAAGUUGCUCGGAAGGAGCUAAUAUGUAGGUGUAACACGCGCGGUCAAGCGACAUGUACUUUGAGUGUGCCGUUGACGUUAUGAGCGGGGAUAAGGCAA
Messenger RNA from Klebsormidium nitens, 2745 nucleotides. Lineage: Eukaryota; Viridiplantae; Streptophyta; Klebsormidiophyceae; Klebsormidiales; Klebsormidiaceae. The record is from the annotation of a GenBank genome assembly.